AUUAUUUGAUGUCAAUGAGCUAGUGUGACAAUGUGAAUGUAUAUGCCACUGUGUUUGUUUGAGAAGGUGUUAUUGAUUGUACCAAUGUGUCAAGAGUGAUAAUGUGAAAUGAAUGUGCUUACUUGUUAAAGUGACAAUGUGAAAGCAAUAAAAGAGACUGAGAAUGAUAUCUCGGGUGUACUUUAUCACCCCAGUGAAAUGAAAUGCAAUGAAAUCGUAUUGAAUGAUUGAAUGUCAAUGUGUGUUUGUUGCUCGAGUGACUAAUGCUGCUCGAAAACUGGGCCCAUUGCCUUGUUUUGUGCAAAGCCUAGCAUGCCGGUAUUGGGCUUGGAUGUUAAUGUUAGCCGCCUCGGUCAGUGAAUGUGGUACUCAUGAGUAUCUAGUGGUGGCGCUAGUGUUGGCCACAGGGGAUAUAAGGUUUCUAAUGGUGGCGCUAAUGUUGGCCACAAACGUUAAUGAAAUGUCAAUGUCAAUGGCAGCAAUGCCAACGUCAAUGACAGUUGACCUCUGGUUUGGCAUUUUCGCUUAUAUGCCACAUAGGUGUUUAGCAGCCCUCACUGUGUCCAUGUAUCCUUCCUUGUUUGAAUGAUGGCCCUGGCCGGGUCAGUGAUUGUUCUUUCAACUUAUGAUUAUAAUGUAUCGUUUAAUGCUUAAUGAAAUUGUGUAUUGAAUGCUACUGUUGAGAUGAUUGUGUGUAUAAUGUUCUUUAAUGAAAUUGUGUAUGGAAUGCUACUGCUGAGAUGAUUGUGAACCACUGAACCUUUCUUUGAGCUUACAUGAUGAGGAUAAAGUUCAGUUUCAUAUUUUCGUUUGAAUUACUUCCUUGAAUCUAAAUGAUGAUAAUGCCCUAUUAAACAUGGAACUCUGUUAUGAUCGUUUCUUUUGAAAUGCUUACGAGCAUUUGAAUAUGUGAAAAUUGCAUAUGUAUAGUUCAAUAGAUUAGGAUAGAGAGGACCUCACUGAGCGCUAGCUCAUCCCUCUAUAUUUUACCUUCACCGUCCCAGGUUUAAUAGGAGAGCAUGACAGCGAAUUGAACACGAAGAUAGAGUAUGGUGUUCACCAUGUGUAUUGUCUAAGUUUAGGCCUUUGCAAAUUAUGAACUGAUGCAUUCUCAGUUAGAGUUUUGCAAACUGAUGUAUAGUUUUUGCCAAAGGCCCUUUUGUAAGGAGUGUAGCUAUUGUGUAAACGUUAAUAGUUAAUAAUAAGUUAUUUAUAAUUUAUUUCUGUUCCAUGAUGCCUUGAGCGAGAGAUCGCUCGGCGGGCGGCCCUUAAGAAUUUUAAGUUCGCUUUAAUUUGAGCUUAAAAUUCGGGGCCGUCACAGGCAGAGUUCUUUCGAGCAGGUUCGGACACCGAAAAUAAUUCGAACUGUUAGAUUUUGUUCUUUCUUUCUUUUGUUUAAUUCCCAAUUGAUUUUCAAUUCUAUUUUUAGGUUUAAUCUUUGUGAUCUUGAUAUUAGGCAUGGAAGUUUUCAUCCUAAUUCGGAGUAGCUUCAUAUUUGGAAUCAUAUUGAUGUUCAGUGUUAGCCAGGGUCUUGAAAAUUUCGUUGCGAAACCCUACUUUGAAGAUCAUGAAAUUCUUAAUGAUUUAGAAUUUGGGAGAUUUUUGGAUAGCAAGGUUCAACUCAGCUCAUGCCAAAUGUUGUCAACUAAACUUAAUGAUGAGCCAAAAAUGAUAGCUUCACACAGGAAUCUAAUUGGUGAAGGUUCGCACCGUCGUCUAGUGACAUCAAUUACAUUAGAAUUCGAACCAUCUGUGCACUCUUUUGCAGUGGUUGUUAUUGAGAGACUCCCCUCUGGAGUUUUUGCAGAUCCAUUUGAGUUGCAACGUCUCGUCCUCCGAGGAGUAUUGAAGGAUGCAGCUGUAUUUGGUGACACCAAUCUGGAAUUACCUUCAUUUCGAUCAAAUAGAUCACUAGUUGAGGUACAUGUUGGGAUAAGUCCAGAAUUGCAUUCAGGAGUUCAUUUCCAGAAGGAAGUCAAAAUUGAACUUCCGUUGCAUGCACGCUAUCAGCCCUUAGGCCAUGGCUUUUCAGUAGUUGAAUUUGGCAAACCCGAUGUAUUGUUGCGCUACAGAGUGGAAGAAAAUUUGCUUAACAGGAGCUGUUUAGUUGUUCCCACUAAUCAAAGUGUCCAGUCUGAAGAUGGGCGUAUAGAUUGGGAAGUGCCUUGUGGUAACAAGGAACACACACAGAUUGUUGCAGUUGUUACAUUUGCUUCAGCUGUUUUGUCGGCUUUUCUCAUUAUCUUGACCUCUGUUUCUUAUUCAAACUUUGCUAUUGCGUCUGACUUGAAACAGUCCUAGUAUGUUGAGCUGAUCAUUUUUUGUCCGGGGACAUCCAGUUAGGUUAAGUCUGAGUAUGCCCCGAAUAGUUUGGGCAUGUGCCUGUUUUUAGUGUAGGCUUCCCCCAUUUGAUUAGCCUAAGCUUCAUAUGGGGCUCAUCUGUUUCCCACUUGAAAGAUAUAGAGAGAUGAAGAGUUGCACAGUUGCAGUUACUUCAAUAGUUUAACACAAGUAUUGUUUGGUCUUACAUACAUUUUGCAAAUUGGGCUAGCGAUUGAGCUAAAAAGCCGAAAACAUUAAAGUGACGAUUAAUCCAAUAACAUUUAAAAUCAAUUUAAUUCACAUUGUUGAUCGCCAGAGAAGAGUAGCCUACUGCAAGUACAUUAUACCUUUGGACGGACAGAGCUAAUGACUGGACAGUUCACAAUUAAAUUGGGCAAUAUUACAGUCUUGGACUCUUGGCAGCAAAAAUAUUUUCUCCAGCGCACACAGGAUCAUCACACUUCACUGCAUCAGGCGUCGUUUAUCUCUUGCGAUAACGUUUGGCUCUUUUUAAUUGUUUCUGGUUUCUAUUUGUCUUGUUCUUCAGUUCCAUGAUCUUAUAGUGGUCCCAAAGUCGACCAAUUUACUAAUCAAAUUAACUCGGGACCCGUCGUCAGAUUAUUAACUUAUAUCUCGUUAUCGAUGUCAUGACGCAACUAGAUAAUUAUACUUUGAUACAAAUAUCAAAACCAAUGUAAGUUAUUUUUUUGAUACAAACGGAGUAUUUCCUCCAAUUCUUAAU
Molecule: messenger RNA, 3064 nt
Organism: Oldenlandia corymbosa var. corymbosa
Lineage: Eukaryota; Viridiplantae; Streptophyta; Magnoliopsida; Gentianales; Rubiaceae
Source: the annotation of a GenBank genome assembly